GUUGUCUUAUUCCAGGGUUGUUGGUGAAGGGACUUUCCAGAGAGGGUUCUAUUACAGAAAGUUUCUGCUCCGCAGCUUAGAAGAUGACAACUGUACAAGAACAGGGAGAGAAACGUUACGACCAAAAUGAUCACACUCUAAAAUUUGUGAACAGAAAAGAUGAAAUCACAGGAGACUAUGAUCCAAAUAUUUUGCGGGCAGAAAUGUCCUGCAAACACGCAGUAGAUCCAAACUCACUGACUGCAUGGUGUCGAAGCCUUCUGGAUCGGGGUCAGUACAAAUUCCACUGCCCAGCGGUGAAAGCUGAUGGACAGGCAUGCGGACAGGAAUGGCCCUACCAUGAAGUUCGCAAGCUGGCCGUACUGACCAGAGAGGAGCAGCUGCAUUUUGAGGAAACAGUUGCUGUACUGGCUGCAGCUGAGUACUGUGAAUACAAAUCAUGUCCUGGAUGUGAAACAUUUGUUGAACGCUCAGACCUGAGUAACUUGAGUGUCCACUGCACUAUCUGUACUGCAGAAAAGGGGAGUGUUUACGAGUUCUGUUGGCAGUGCCUGAAACCAUGGAAGGGAAGUGGCCCACGUUCUGACCGAUGUGAUAACGAAGGGUGCACCAAUUUGGAACUGGACACACUACGCAGUUGCCCAUUAAUCAACCUCUUAGAUACUGUAGUGAAGAAUUGCCCUUCCAUUCGAGCCUGCCCAACAUGUGGUAAGCUGCUCGAACACAACCAAACGGGAUGUAAAAAUAUUAUCUGUUCGAGGUGCCAAAUUGAAUUUUGCUUUGCCUGUCUGGAGCUGACAGAAUUAUGCCAGGCAAGAAAACCAGAAUCAUGGUUUGAUCUCUGUGCUAAAGGAAUUGCACCAAGGCAAACUUCAAUCCCGACAUGGAAUCGACAUAGUUCUCUAUAAAUAUAUUACAUAUAAAAUGCACAUUGCACAUUGGACAAUGCAUAUUCCACCUGUGUAUUGAUAUCACUCAGUUUUACCUUACGAUAACUCCUCAAACCUUUUGUCUGUCUUUCAAUUGUUGGACUUUUUGUUUGACAUUCAAAUCUGAACUUUCAUCCACUGUUCAAAUAUUGAGCCAAAAAUCUUCAGCCCCAGCAGAGACAUCAGAUCCUUGCCACUGACUCUAAGCUUCUCCCUAACAGUGUCUAAACUGGAUAAUUUGCAACAUUGCUGUCAUGCCUGAUUCGAGUUGAUUUUCAGAUCUCAUAUCUCUACGCCACCAUUUCCGUCACCUACUUCCACAAUUGUAACAUGACACAUUUCUGGCUCCACUUAUAAUCCAUGUCUUUGUGAUGUGUAAGAUUCACUAUUAUAGUGAACACUUGAUUGCAACCUUCUUCUCUCUGUAAGUUUGUACUCAAUGAAGCCUCUGAUGCCGAUGUCCCAACUUGCACCAGCAUUAUUCCCAUCAGCUUCAUUACAAUUAAGAAAUUCCUUAACUUUGAAGCUUUCAUCAUUUUCAAAUCUUUUCAAUGAUCUUGUCCUCUUUCUGUAAUCUCCUCCUGCCUUACAACCCCCCAAGAUAUCUGACUUCACUUUAAAAUGAGCCUCCUGAACAUUGCUGACUUUCAUCACUUCCUCACUGUCAGCUGACAGUCAUUAAAAUCUGUCUUCCAUCUCAUUCUUGCUAUCUACCAAGCAGUAACAAUGACUACACUUAACUAAAUACACUUCUGGCAUUAUAAUGACUUGCAAUGACACAUCUGUUCCUAUAGAAAUGGAAAGCAUGUUUCUUCUUUAUCUCGUAUAGUUGGUCGCACAUUAAGAUCAGAUUCAAUGCAAAUAUUAUGAGAAACAAUGCAAAGGAAAAUAUUGCUUAUGUUGUAACUUCUACAGCCAAAAGAAUUCACUGUGAAUGAUUUGUUUAUAAUUAAUGAGAUUAUGUUUAUUCAAUGGCAUAUGAAGUAUCAUUUUGAUUAUUUGAUGUUAAAUCUUUACAAUAUUUGUAGAACUUGCAUCAACUGUGCAUUUUUAUGCAUCACAUGAUUCUGCUGAACAUUAGGAAUUUAAAGUACUGCCAGUCUACCCCAUCAGUGAUUUGCUCACUGGGGGAGAAGAUGAAGGAGCUGUGCAUUGUGCCACUGCCUGAGUCAAAGGAGAUGUCCAGUCUAACUAUGAGUGACCAUCUUGCUCGCUUUUCUUGUGACUGUAACACCCUUUUGGACAUUGUUAAUAUGAAAUACUGCAAGUUCGAUUCACUGAUUUAUUGGUUGAGGGGGUGGGGAGCUGCAUGGGCUCGUUCACAGCAAAGACUAGGCCUUACAUCACCAUGUCGCCUGUUCACUGCCACCAGGAGAGAGGCUUCGGAGCCGGUAUGCUCCACCGAGGACGCAGCAUCCAGGCUGGAGUCAGUGCCGUCCUCAGCGUUCACUCAGCACAAGACAAGCUCUCUUGUGGUUGACUACAGAUUUCUGCGGCAUUGACGGCUUGAGUUUGGGUUCUUUUAUUACGUAGCUGUAUCUUACUGAUACCUUUAUGUGCUUGCUAUCUUAUGUGUGCUAUGGGUGCUUUGCUGUGUGUGUGGACUGUUGGAAUUGUGUUUUGCACCUUGACCUCGGAGUAAUGCUGCUUCGUUUGGCUGUAUUCAUGUCUGGUUGAAUGACAAUUAAACUUGAAUUGA
Messenger RNA from Hypanus sabinus (Atlantic stingray), 2628 nucleotides. RefSeq lists its product as uncharacterized. Bases 84 to 908 code for a protein of 274 amino acids. NCBI's taxonomy places the organism in Eukaryota, Metazoa, Chordata, Chondrichthyes, Myliobatiformes, Dasyatidae. Gene Ontology annotation, molecular function: zinc ion binding. The transcript has 4 exons. The record is from RefSeq and is a predicted model, not a curated record.